Molecule: messenger RNA, 981 nt
Organism: Microtus ochrogaster (prairie vole)
Lineage: Eukaryota; Metazoa; Chordata; Mammalia; Rodentia; Cricetidae
Gene: Fam110c
Product: family with sequence similarity 110 member C
Biological process (GO): regulation of cell projection assembly; positive regulation of cell migration
Cellular component (GO): cell cortex
Molecular function (GO): alpha-tubulin binding
Source: RefSeq, a predicted model, not a curated record
AUGCGAGCCCUGUCGGCCGUGGACGCACUUGCCAGAAUGCGACCCCCUCUCCGGGACCCCAGGGCGGCGGAGGACACUCACACGGCGUUGCCAGCGCGCAAGAGCGCGGUGGAGAGACUGGCGGCCGACCGCGCCAAGUACAUUCGGAGCACGCCGGGAUCCAGCCAGGCUUCUGUCUCCGAGGGCAGGGUCCCUGAGACCCCAGGGGUGCAGCACCGCAACCCAGUUCCUUCGGCUGUUCCUCCAGCUCCCGUAGCCCGCAGGGUUAUCCCUCGGAAGCCGCUGAGACCUGAUUCGUUGGUCAUCUACCGACAGAAAUGCGAAUUCGUCCGAGGGCCAGGAACAGACGGUUCCAGAGUUGGGACGGUGAAGAAGUUUUCCCAGGGGUCUCCCAAGGACAAAAUACCAGUGGCCCCUGAGACGACCGUGGUGUCAGGUGAGGGCAAGACGAAGGAAACAGAGGCCACUUGGACCAAGUCCGAUAAGGCGGUAGCCACUAGUCCAGCCUCUCCGUUAUCACCUCCCACCCCUGUAGUGGCCACGGAGUCCCCAGGUGUGCCUUUGAAGGUGGCUUCCGAGGUUCCAGUUGCACCCUCCGCAGGGGAGCUACGGGUGUCGCGUCGCAGAGGACUGCAGCGCUCUCAGUCAGAUCUCAGCUCCCGCUACUCGAUAGCCAGGGCCGAACCCGACAACUUCUUCCUUUAUUGCGGCCUGGAACCUGAAGUGGUGGAGGCUCUUGGGAGAGAGAACUUCUCUGCUGGGUCCGACUGUGUUACAUUCAAAGUGCGGAGCGUGAGCAUGGCUACUUCUGAUAGUAGCUUCUCCAGGCACAGCGAGGACGGGCUGCAAGAAGAGGAGCUCAUGGAGCAGAUGCCCAGCACCACCUCUGUAGUAGAAAGGAACGCCCGUAUCAUAAAGUGGCUGUUUACCUGCAAGAAGGCCAAAGAAACCCCCAGCCAGAGGUUGCAGGGACCUGCCUGA